AUGAUCGCACGCAACUUCUCCAGGACGCUUCUGCGCGCCGCUCCUCGCGCAAACACAAACGCAGUGGCUGUCGCCCGCACCUCGAUCCGCCCAGCAGUCGUCUCGUCGCCGCCGCGUAGCAUCGUCCCCGCUUACCGUGCCUUCUCUGCUACAACCCUUGCUCGAGGCCAGGGCGAAUACGAUGCGGAACUGAGCGCCCGCCUCGCUCAGGAACUGUCGUACGAACAGGAAAACUCGAAUCUGUUCGUUGGCGACUCGCCCACCAACGAACCGGGCUUCGUCACCGAGUUCAAGCAGAUGGGCGUAUGGAAGCUGCUCGACACGCCCGGUCAGGACGAAGUCUCGCUGGAGCGUCAAUUCGGCAACGAACACAUCAAGGUGCUCUUCUCGGUCGGCGACAUCGACACGAGCGGCCCUCUUUCCGAGGAAGGCGAGGACGGCUCACCGGAAGGACCCACCGACCAGCCCGAGAACCCGCCGUUCCCCGUGCGCGUCUCGGCGACCAUCACCAAGCCUUCCGGCGGCGCUAUCAUGAUGGACGCAUUCGUCCAGGACGGCGAGUUCAACAUCGACAACAUUGCGUUCUACAAGGACACCGAGAUGGCCACCAGGAUGGACGCCGAUGCCGACUUCAAGAGGAGAGGCUUUUACUUGGGGCCGCAGUUCGACACGCUCGAUGAGUCGGUGCAGACGCAGUGGCACCAGUUCUGGGUCGAGAGGGGCGUCGAUGCCAACAUGGCACUGUUCAUUCCCAACUAUGCAGAGUACAAGGAGCAGAGGGAGUACUGCAGCUGGCUCGCCAACAUGCGCGACUUUAUCGAUGCUUAA
Molecule: messenger RNA, 828 nt
Organism: Sporisorium graminicola
Lineage: Eukaryota; Fungi; Basidiomycota; Ustilaginomycetes; Ustilaginales; Ustilaginaceae
Exons: 1
Coding region: 1-828 (275 amino acids)
Biological process (GO): cytosolic ribosome assembly
Cellular component (GO): mitochondrial matrix
Source: RefSeq, a predicted model, not a curated record